Siniperca chuatsi (mandarin fish) is the source of this 5804-nucleotide messenger RNA. RefSeq names its product guanylate cyclase 2F, retinal (gene gucy2f). The record is from RefSeq and is a predicted model, not a curated record. Bases 636 to 3941 code for a protein of 1101 amino acids. NCBI's taxonomy places the organism in Eukaryota, Metazoa, Chordata, Actinopteri, Centrarchiformes, Sinipercidae. The transcript is spliced from 20 exons. Gene Ontology annotation, biological process: intracellular signal transduction; protein phosphorylation; cGMP biosynthetic process. Gene Ontology annotation, molecular function: protein kinase activity; ATP binding; peptide receptor activity.
UUGGAGGGAUUUGAUUGAAUGGGCCUGUAGCGGACACUGGCCUAUUGAUAAUACAUCAAAUACUCCUCCAUUUUUACAAUUUACUGUAAGUCGUUUGGGGGGAAAUUGCUCUUUUGUGGACCGGAUAUGCUUUUUUUUUAACUCGACCUGGAAUAUGUGAUUUGUUUUGUUUUUCAAAGAUACAUUUGAAAGACAGGAAGAACCCCAGGGCCAGAAGUGAUUUUUUCCUCCUUCUUCAGAUAUGCUGCAUGUGAACAGAGGUGUUUGUGGAAACACACAGGAGCCUACAGAGGCGCUGACUGCGGGACGUAAGUAGCUCUCCAGGGUGCUGAAGUUGUCUCCAAACGCGACAGACGCAGCGCCCGAGCUCUGCCUGUCACUUUCACCCCAUAAUCCAAACAAAUGACUUGGCUGUGUCUUCACCGGAGCAGCUCCGUGGAUCCUCGGGGUGAAUAGGUAAGGGUUCGGGAUGGUUAGGUGACGGUUUACGUGGACACAGAAAAGCAGAUCCUGUUAGAUUGUCUCGUCGGACCUUGAAGCUGUCCUGAUGGCAUCAAAUAUAUGGUGUCACUGGUUUAAUUGAUAAUUCAAAAGUGAACACGAAGAUUCACUACCUUGGACACCCUGGAAGGACAAUGCAAAAUAUUUCUCCACAUUUCAAAGGGGCGCUGUGGGAGUCCAACCAUGCAUGUAUGCCCAUAAUUAAAAGCAGACCAACUUUAACGACACUGCCCUUUUAUAACUUUCUGUUAUGGGUCCUCCUCGGAGUGUUGACGUUCCCUUGUUGUGUCCGCUGUUUAAUAUUCAAAGUGGGGGUCCUGGGGCCUUGGAACUGCGACCCUGUUUACUACAGGGCCCUGCCUGCUGCGGCCGCCAAGCUCGCUGUAAGCAGAAUAAACGGAGACCUAAAUCUGGAUCUGGGCCUGAAAAUGGACUUUAUCAUCCUCCAGGAGCCUUGCGAAACCUCCAAAGCCCUCACUGCGUUUAUUUACUACGAGGAGAUGGCGGAUGCGUUUGUGGGCCCAACCAACCCGGGAUAUUGUGUUGCAGCUUCUCUGCUGGCCAAGAACUGGGAUAAGGCCAUCUUCUCUUACGGCUGUGUUAACUAUGAGCUGGACCGCAUCACAGGAUACCCGACUUUUGCCAGAACACUGCCGUCUCGCACUGACGUGUUGUUCACCGUGUUGAAACACUUUAGGUGGGCCAGUGUUGUGGUGGUCUCAUCCAAUGAGGAUAUAUGGAUGGACACCGCUGGGAGAGUUGCUACUGCUCUGAGGAACAAGGGGCUUCCCGUUGGCCUGGUUACAUCUAUUGGUAUAAAUGAGACAGAGGUGGAGGGCACGCUGAGGAAGAUCCAGGCUGCAGGAGAGAUCAGGGUCAUCAUCAUGUGCAUGCACUCAAUCCUGGUUGGAGGAGAGCAGCAGGCUACUUUUCUUCUCAAAGCACAGAAAAUGGGCCUGACUUCGGGGAAGUAUGUGUUUGUGCCCUUCGACACCCUCCACUACAGCGUGCCCUACGCCAACGUCUCUUACUUCCCCCUGCAAAACAACAGCAGGCUGAGGGAGGCCUAUGAUGCUGUGCUCACUAUCACUAUGGCCUCUGAGCCCCUGUCCUUCAACGAGGCGUUUGCUGCCGCCAAGAGCAGCGAGGAAGUGACGCUACCUGUGCAGCCAGAGCAGGUUAACCCGCUAUUUGGGACCAUCUAUAACAGCAUCUACCUGCUGGCCAAGUCCAUCCACAAUGUCAGGAGAGGAGGCAUGCAGCUGUCAGGCUCAAACCUGGCCUACUUCAUGAAGAACAUAACCUUCAGCGGCUUCAAUCAGAAGGUCCAGGUGGAUACUGGUGGGAAUGUUAAGAUCAGCUAUGUCAUCCUGGACUCUGACAACAGGGAGAGUAAGCUGUACCAGACAUAUCUGGUGGAUCUAACGUCCGGUGUGCUUCGUUUUGCUGGGAGGUCCAUUAAUUUUCCAGGAGGAUCUCCACCGCCGUCUGAUUCCAGCUGCUGGUUUGAAAAGAAUGCCGUCUGCACAGGAGGUGUGGAGGUCACCUACAUCAUAGUGGUGUUUGCUGUCAUCUUCACUCUGGCUGUAGGAGGGCUCGCUAUAAGUCUUUAUAUCAGGAGGAGAUUCCAACAAAUCCAGCUGGUCAGAGGUCCCAAUCGGAUCCUCCUGACCGUAGAGGAUCUCACGUUUAUCAAUCCUCAGCUUAGCAAAAAGAAAAUCACUUUAGAGGAUCUGAGCGAGUCCAAGAGCGCUCUAGAGGAGAAAUCUGCAGACUGCUCACACUCUGUGAACAGCAUACAGACGGCAACUCAUGAGACCACCAAUGUAGCCGUGUAUGAGGGUGACUGGGUGUGGCUGAAGAAAUUUGAGGAGGGACAGUUCAAAGAAGUGAAGCAGAGCACCACCAAGAUUUUCACAAAGAUGAAAGACCUGAGAAACGAGAACGUGAAUCCGUUCCUUGGCUUCUUCUUGGACUGCUCCAUGUUUGCAGUGGUGACGGAGCACUGCUCGCGGGGCAGUCUGCAGGACCUGCUGAGGAACGAGGACGUUAAAUUAGACUGGAUGUUCAAGUCCUCACUUCUGCUCGACCUCAUCAAGGGUAUGAAAUACCUUCACCACAGAGAUUUCCCCCAUGGCAGGCUAAAAUCUCGUAACUGUGUGGUAGAUGGGCGGUUUGUCCUCAAGAUUACUGACUAUGGCUUCAAUGAGCUGCUGGAGUCUCAGAAAGCUCCUAUUGAAGAACCUCCACCUGAAGAUCUGUUUUGGACAGCUCCAGAAUUCUUAAGGGACCUUGCAAUCUCACGUAAAGGCACCUACAAGGGAGACGUGUACAGCUUUUCUAUAAUCCUUCAAGAGGUGGUUGUCAGAGGGCCACCAUACUGCAUGCUGGGUCUAUCACCCGAGGAGAUCAUCCGUAAGGUGAAGAAGCCUCCUCCAAUGUGCCGCCCCACUGUGGCCCCCGACCAGGCUCCUCUCGAGUGUAUCCAGCUGAUGAAGCAGUGCUGGAGCGAACUGCCUGAACGCAGACCAACAUUUGAAGAGAUCUUUGACAGGUUCAAGUUAAUCAACAAGGGUAAGAAGACUAACAUCAUUGACUCCAUGCUGAGGAUGCUGGAGCAGUACAGCUCCAACCUGGAGGACCUCAUCAGAGAGAGAACGGAGGAGCUGGAGGUGGAAAAACAGAGAACAGAAAAACUACUGUCAGAGAUGCUGCCACCUUCUGUGGCUGAGGCCCUGAAGACCGGUGCCACAGUGGAGCCAGAGUACUUUGACCAAGUGACAAUCUACUUCAGCGACAUUGUAGGCUUCACUACCAUCUCCUCGCUCAGCGAUCCCAUCGAGGUGGUCGACCUUCUCAACGACCUCUACUCUCUUUUUGACGCCGUGCUCAGUAACCACGACGUCUACAAGGUGGAGACCAUUGGUGAUGCUUACAUGGUAGCAUCGGGUCUGCCAAAGAGAAACGGCAACAAGCACGCUGCUGAGAUCGCCAACAUGUCUCUGAACAUCCUCAGCUCAGUAGGAACCUUCCAUAUGCGGCACAUGCCAGACAUGCCCGUCAGGAUACGCAUAGGAAUCCACUCAGGCCCCUGUGUGGCUGGGGUGGUAGGUCUGACUAUGCCUCGGUACUGCCUUUUUGGAGACACAGUCAACACUGCCUCUCGCAUGGAAUCCACUGGGCUGCCUUAUAGAAUCCAUGUAAAUAUGAGCACUGUGAAGAUCCUCCAUUCUCUUAACGAGGGUUAUAAAAUAGAUGUCAGAGGCAAGACAGAGCUGAAGGGUAAAGGUAUUGAAGAGACAUACUGGCUUGUGGGGAAAACAAACUUUACAAAGCCUUUGCCAAAACCACCAGAGAUCAAACCAGGGGAAGACAAUCACGGGCUGAAUCCUGAGGACAUAGCUGCUUACAGGAGAAAGAAAGCUGAGAAAAGGGCUUGACCUUGUAGUCCAAACACAGGAGAGACAACUGGCAGGUGAUGGUGACAGAGGAGAUCAAGACCCUUUUUCGCAAGGCCAACAGGCAGGUGGACAAUAAGAUCUGAAUGAGAGGAAGAGAAGGAAAGAUAUGAAAGAAGCAAACCCAGAGGAGCAGAAGAGAGGAGGACCCAUCCAGAAAAAGAAAGAGACAAAGAGCUGGGGGGGGCAGACAGAGGACAGAGAGCAGCACCCAGCCUCUCACUGGGGCUUAAUGCAGACUUGUUUAAGAGGAUUGUCCAUCGACUGGCUAAUCUGCCUACAGCCAGCGCAGCAGAACACGACGGUGCUAAUGUAAUGAGAGUUGCUGCAUUACCUGCCUACGAACCUGCUGCCAGCAGCACAGGGAAGCUGCACCGCUCCUUGAUGAAGGAUGCACUCAUUCACUCCACUGUGCACUCACUGGCCACUGAGUGGUCACCUAUUUCAGGGCAACCAGAGGUUAGCCCACGGGAAGAUUGAACGCCCCAAACGCCUAUUUCAAAAUGUAAUUUUCCGGUGAUAAUGUCUGUUUUUAGUUUGCCAUGAAAGCUCAUAAUAGAGUUGUGGCUACUUUUAUUUCUACUGUAUUAGAGUAGAGUGACAAGGAAGAGUUGGUCAAGUCCAUUCAAGCCCAUUCCUACAAAUUAUUUUAGCUGUCACAAUUUUUCAAUAAGACAAUGCAACAAAAGUAAUAAAAAUGAUGAUUCUUUUUCUUUUCUGUUAUAGUCAAUACAAUUUUAAGGUCCUUUAGUGAAACAUGUUGCUGUUUCCAAGCUGCUCAGUGAUGGAUUUAAUAUUGCUGUCAGCACCUAAAAUUCUGGUUAAAGUAACUGAACUGAAUUGGUUGUUUGUGCUAAAUCUCUGAACACACUCCUGCUCUCUUUGUUUGCUAUCAGUAAUAGACCUGUAAUACAAAGCCAUAAAUUAUGUGAAGUGAAGUUCAUCAAGAAAAUUAUUUGUGGUGGCCAUUUUUCUUUCAACAUUUCAGCCUUUUAACAACUUGAAAUCUUGUUUGUUUUCUGCCAUCACAAGUGUCACAAUGUGUCAAUAUGAGAACACAAUCUCUGCGUUGAUGCUCACACAGCAAUUUUAUUCAAAACACUAACCAACAUUUCUUAUAAAUGAACGCAAACAAAGUAAUUUUUGCACACAAGUCCAUUAAAGGUUACUUCUGAGUUCAGGAGAGCAAACUGUGUGUACAAUGUUAACCACAUCCGGAAGUGUUACAGCUGGUUUCCCCAACAGCUGAUGUUGUACUAUAUUAUAUAUGUUGUACUCUGGCACAUUUAAAGACUUUUGUGUUCCCUGAAGUUCAGGUACACAGGUUACCGUCAUCGAUGCAUGAUGUGUCAGAGAUCUGAAGAGCACCGUCUAGUGUCCAAAUUAAGAUAUUUGCUAAGAAGCAUUGAAUGGAUUCGUUUUUAUUAUCGACAGUGCUUUUGAGUAAAAAAUAAAAAGUAACAUGUUCACUACAAUUUAUUAAAAAUGGCAUGUAGGUGUAAGGGAAUACCUGAGAGCACAUAUGUUAUUUGAUAGAAGUGUAUUGUUUUGACCUAUGUCCGAUAUUUGACGUCACCUUUCAACCAAACAUCAGCCAAUUAUUAUUAUAAUUACUUUUGGAACAUUUGGAAAUAAUCCCCAGCAUCUCAUCAUAUUAAUGUUGACUAUAGGAGGAGCUUAGUUCAUGCUUGGUGUACAACACAACAGCAGAGUAAGUCAGAAACAUGUAUAUUGUGUAAUUUAUGUUGUUAUUUGUCUUGUAUAUUAUCACUGCAAUGCAAAGUAUAAGGUGUAUGUAAAUAUGACAUCAUUAAUGAAUUAAAUCAUUGAUUUGAAACACCUUCA